This is a messenger RNA of Aethalodelphis obliquidens (Pacific white-sided dolphin), 2018 nucleotides long. It is a transcript of the gene AFM, whose product is annotated as afamin. The coding region runs from base 30 to 1841 and encodes 603 amino acids. Gene Ontology annotation, biological process: vitamin transport; protein transport within extracellular region. Gene Ontology annotation, molecular function: vitamin E binding. The record is from RefSeq and is a predicted model, not a curated record. The transcript has 15 exons. Gene Ontology annotation, cellular component: cytoplasm; blood microparticle. Lineage: Eukaryota; Metazoa; Chordata; Mammalia; Artiodactyla; Delphinidae.
UUUCUUUUGUGAAUGUGAUUUCUUAAAAAAUGAAACAGUUAAAACUUACAGGUUUUCUUUUCUUUUUCUUUUUGACUGAAUCCUUAACCCUGCCCACAAAGCCUCAAGAUGUAGAUGAUGUCAGUAUCACCCAGAAAUUUAUAGAGGAUAAUAUUGGAUAUAUCACCAUCAUUGCAUUUGCUCAAUAUAUUCAGGAGGCAUCCUUUGAAGAAGUAGAAAUGUUGGUAAAAGCCAUGACAGAAUACAGAGAUAAAUGCUUGGCUGACAUGACACUCCCAGAGUGUUCAAAAUUAGCUAAUGAUGUUUUACUGGAAAAUAUAUGUACUAUGGAGGGACUGCCACAAAAGCAUAAUUUUUCACACUGCUGCCAUAAGGCUGACUUUGAAAGAAAACAUUGUUUCCUCCAUAAUAAGAAAGCUGAUGUAGGAUUUUUGCCUCCUCUCCCUACUCUGGAUCCUGAAGAGAAAUGCCAGACUUAUAAAAAUAACAGAGAAUCUUUUCUAAACAAUUAUAUCUACGAAGUUUCCAGAAGGAACCCCUUUGUUUUUGCCCCUACACUUCUUACUGCUGCUGCUCGUUUUGAGGAGAUGACUAAAACAUGCUGUGAAGAACAAGAAAAAGCUAACUGCUUUCGAACAAAGGCAGAAACUUUCAUACAAUAUUUAAAAGCAUUAUCUUCUUAUCAAAAAAAUGUCUGUGGGGCACUUAUGAAGUUUGGACCACAAAUCUUAAAAUCUAUAAACAUUGCUGUACUUAGUCAAAAAUUCCCCAAGAUUGAAUUUAAGGAACUUAUCUCCCUCCUAGAAGAUGUUUCUUCCAAAUAUGAUGGAUGCUGUGAAGGGGAUGUUGUGCAAUGCAUCCAUGGCAGGAGCAAGGUUAUGAGCCAUAUUUGUUCAAAGCAAGAUUCCAUCUCCAGCAAAAUCAAAGAGUGCUGUGAAAAGAAAAUACCAGAGCGCGGCGAGUGCAUAAUUUACUCAAAUAAAGAUGAUAGACCAAACAACUUACCCCUAAGAGAAGCAAAGUUUACUGAAAGCGAAAAUGUGUGUGAGGAACGAGAUGCUGACCAAGAGAACUUCAUGGCUGAGUUUCUUUAUCAAUACUCAAGGAGACAUCCAGAACUGUCCACACCAGAGUUGUUAAGAAUUGCUGGAGUGUAUGAGGAUCUCCUGAGAGAGUGCUGCAACACGGAAAACCCUCCAGACUGUUACAGACAUGCGGAAAACAAAUUCAAUGAGACAACUGAGAAAAGCCUCAAGAUAGUACAGCGAGAAUGUGAACAUUUUCAGAUCUCGGGGAAGGAUGACUUGAAAUACCACUACCUCAUCAAUCUCACAAAACUAGCCCCCCAGCUCUCCACUGAAGAACUGACCUUUCUUGGCAAGGAAAUGGUGACAGCUUUGACCACCUGCUGUACACUGAGUGAAGAGUUUGCCUGCGUUGAUAAUUUGGUGGACUUAGUUCUUGGAGAGUUAUGUGGAAUAAAUGAAAAUCGAAGUAUCAACCCUGCUGUGGACCACUGUUGUAAAACAAACUUUGCCUUCAGAAGGUCCUGCUUUGAGGGCUUGGAAGCCGAUAAGACGUAUGUGCCUCCACCUACCUCUCAAGGUUUAUUUACCUUUCACACAGACUUGUGUCAGGCUCAUAAUGAGGAGCUCCAGAGAAAGAAAGACAGGUUUCUUGUCAACUUAGUGAAACUGAAGCCUGAACUUACAAGGGUGGAGCUGCAGUCAUUGCUGAUGGAUUUCACAAAUGUGGUGAAGAAGUGCUGCCAGGCCCAGGGGCCUGAAGCCUGCUUCAAGGAAGAGGGUCCAAAAUUGUCAGCCAAAAGUCAGGUUGCUUGAAAAAUAUCAAGUAAAAUUCACCAAAGGUUUCAGAGAAAAGAGAGGAAGACCAACAUACCUGCUUCCUAUCUGUCCUGUGGUGAAUGUCGUUUUCUGAGAACACAGUAAAAAGAUUCUUCUGUAAUCAUUAUCUGAGAUCAUGUUAUUGCGGCAAGCAAUAAACAACAACAUUAUAAA